AUGAGCUCUUUCACCUUCGACAAGCAUGCGCCCAGUGCAGGUUGGCAAGGUGAUACCAAUAGCGCACUUCCCACUCAGAUGAGCACCUCGCUGCAUAGCUGGAGCAUGCAGGAUACCAACUUCAAUGGCUGUUUCUCUCACGGCACUUCAUCUUUAGAGGAUGACGCCGGCUUCGACAAUCACUGUGACACGAGCACAUCGGAGGUGACACUCAUACAACCAGGCAAAAUCCACACACGAAUGUGA
This is a messenger RNA of Suillus subalutaceus, 246 nucleotides long. RefSeq lists its product as uncharacterized. The transcript is spliced from 2 exons. Bases 1 to 246 code for a protein of 81 amino acids. The record is from RefSeq and is a predicted model, not a curated record. NCBI's taxonomy places the organism in Eukaryota, Fungi, Basidiomycota, Agaricomycetes, Boletales, Suillaceae.